AUGCUGGAGGGUGCUGAGCUAUAUUUUAAUGUAGAUCAUGGGUACCUGGAAGGCCUGGUACGAGGGUGCAAAAGUAACCUCCUGACCCAACAAGAUUAUAUCAAUCUGGUCCAGUGUGAGACUCUGGAAGAUCUGAAAGUUCAUCUCCAAACCACUGAUUAUGGCAACUUCUUGGCUAAUCAAAUGAACCCUCUUACUGUUUCCAAGAUCGAUACUGAAAUGAGGAAAAAGCUUUGCAUGGAAUUUGAGUAUUUCCGGAAUCAUUCUCUUGAGCCCCUGAGCACGUUUUUCAACUACAUGACGUGCAGUUACAUGAUAGACAACGUGAUUCUACUGAUGAAUGGUGCAUUGCAGAAAAAAUCCGUGAAAGAGAUCUUGACCAAAUGUCACCCACUUGGCCGCUUUGUAGAAAUGGAGGCAGUGAACAUUGCAGAGACACCAUCUGACCUCUUUCAGGCUGUUCUAGUUGAGACACCACUGGCUCCAUUCUUUCAAGACUGUAUGUCUGAAAAUACUCUAGAUGAACUGAAUAUUGAAUUACUGCGCAACAAAUUGUACAAGUCUUACCUUGAGGCAUUCUAUAAAUUCUGCAAGAAUCAUGGUGAUGUUACAGCAGAAGUUAUGUGUCCCAUUCUUGAGUUUGAGGCUGACAGACGGGCUUUUAUCAUCACUCUGAACUCCUUUGGCACAGAAUUGAGCAAAGAUGACCGAGAGACCCUCUACCCAACCUGUGGCAAACUCUAUCCAGAGGGGCUCCACCUACUGGCCCAAGCAGAAGACUUUGAACAGAUGAAGAGAGUGGCAGAUCAUUAUGGGGUUUAUAAGCCUUUGUUUGAGGCUGUGGGUGAUGGAAGUGGGGGAAAGACACUGGAGGAUGUGUUCUAUGAACAUGAGGUACAGAUGAAUGUACUGGCCUUCAACAGGCAAUUCCACUAUGGUGUGUUUUAUGCCUAUACCAAGCUGAAGGAACAAGAGAUGAGAAAUAUUGUGUGGAUAGCAGAAUGUAUUUCCCAAAGACAUCGAACUAAAAUUAAUAGUUACAUUCCAAUUAUAUAG
This is a messenger RNA of Suncus etruscus (white-toothed pygmy shrew), 1056 nucleotides long. It is a transcript of the gene ATP6V0D2, whose product is annotated as ATPase H+ transporting V0 subunit d2. The coding region runs from base 1 to 1056 and encodes 351 amino acids. NCBI's taxonomy places the organism in Eukaryota, Metazoa, Chordata, Mammalia, Eulipotyphla, Soricidae. The record is from RefSeq and is a predicted model, not a curated record. Gene Ontology annotation, cellular component: lysosomal membrane; vacuolar proton-transporting V-type ATPase complex; proton-transporting V-type ATPase, V0 domain. Gene Ontology annotation, biological process: proton transmembrane transport; vacuolar transport; vacuolar acidification. Gene Ontology annotation, molecular function: proton-transporting ATPase activity, rotational mechanism. The transcript has 8 exons.